This is a messenger RNA of Halteromyces radiatus, 1462 nucleotides long. RefSeq names its product pyridoxal phosphate-dependent transferase. Gene Ontology annotation, biological process: NAD+ biosynthetic process. Gene Ontology annotation, molecular function: pyridoxal phosphate binding; kynureninase activity. Gene Ontology annotation, cellular component: cytoplasm. The transcript has 8 exons. The coding region runs from base 39 to 1406 and encodes 455 amino acids. The record is from RefSeq and is a predicted model, not a curated record. NCBI's taxonomy places the organism in Eukaryota, Fungi, Mucoromycota, Mucoromycetes, Mucorales, Cunninghamellaceae.
UUUUUUUUUUAUUUAUUGUACAUUAUACAUUACUCUCAAUGACUGACAUUCACCAACUUGGAGACAAAGAACUUUUGGAUAGAAACACGGCUAAUUCUUUGGAUGCGCAGGAUCCGUUAUCCAAAUUUAGACAAGAAUUUGCCAUUCCUACUCGAGGCGAUGUUGCUGGUGACAAGCCUAUUGUGGAAAAAGAAACUGAUUUGGAAGAACCAUGUACUUAUCUAUGUGGGAACUCGUUGGGAUUGAUGCCAAAACAAACACCCAUUCUGGUGAAUCAAGAAUUCGAUGCUUGGAGUCGUCGAGGCGUUGAAGGACACCGAAACCAUCCAUAUAAUCGACCUUGGGUUACUGUUGAUGAACAAGUGAAAGAACAUCUUGCAAAUCUUGUUGGUGCAAAGCCUGUUGAAGUAACGGCAAUGAAUACAUUGACUUCCAAUUUACAUUCUAUGAUGACCACAUUUUUUCGACCUACCAAGGAUAGAUUUAAGAUUAUGAUUGAAGCAAAAGCAUUCCCAUCCGAUCAUUAUGCCGUCAGUUCUCAUUUAGAAUCAAGAGGUCUAGAUCCUGCCACUGCUUUGAUUACCAUUGCUCCUCGUGCCGGUGAAUUGAAUUUACGUACUCAAGAUAUUUUGGAUACAAUUGAAGGUGAUAAGAGCAUUGCCCUGGUGAUGUUAAGUGGUGUACAAUAUUAUACUGGUCAAUUCUUUGAUAUUCCCAAAAUCACCAAAUUUGGUCAAGAAAAGGGCUGCAUAGUAGGUUGGGAUCUCGCUCAUGCUGUUGGCAAUGUACCUUUGAAACUACAUGAAUGGCAAGUGGACUUUGCUUGUUGGUGUUCCUACAAGUAUUUGAAUUCUGGAGCUGGUGGUAUUGCUGGUCUUUUUAUUCAUGAAAAAUAUGCAAAGGAUACUUCUCGACCAAGAUUAGCUGGAUGGUGGGGAAAUGAAAAGGAAAAUCGAUUUGAUAUGUCUCCUGAGUUCCGUCCUAGUGAAGGCGCUUCUGGAUAUCAACAAAGUAAUCCCAAUGUAUUGGCAACCAUUGCAUUAUUAUCGUCCUUACAAAUUUAUGAACAAGCUGGAGGUAUUGAAGCUUUGCGUAUCAAAUCAUUGAAGCUCACCGGGUAUCUGGAAAAAUUGUUGCAUCUGGUGCUAGAUGCCCAUUUCAAGGCCGAUCAUAUCCGUAUUUUAACCCCUGCCGAUCCUGAACAACGUGGAUGUCAAUUGUCUUUGGAAUUCCCUGAACGAAUGAUGGAUGUGUUUGAUGGUUUACAUGCUUAUGGUGUGAUUUGUGAUGAAAGAAAACCUACUGUUAUCCGAUUGGCUCCUGUACCUCUGUACAACUCCUUUGCUGAUGUAUACCGUGCUGUCAUGUGUCUGGCAAAAGUGAUGGAUCAAGUUUAUUCCUCCUAGUUAGAAUCACUUUCCCCCUCCUUUUUAGUCAAUAAACUUUUUUUUUUUAUGAUUAA